Molecule: messenger RNA, 778 nt
Organism: Durio zibethinus
Lineage: Eukaryota; Viridiplantae; Streptophyta; Magnoliopsida; Malvales; Malvaceae
Source: RefSeq, a predicted model, not a curated record
UUUUUUUUUUAAAUUUCGGCAUUUACUGGAUUCAAGCCCAUUUAAAUCGUCAUUUAUUUCCGCACAAAUUGGACUUUAGAUCUUUAAGGGUCCAUUUAUAAUCGUUCGAUUAAGAGAGUUAUUAAAACCCUAAACCCUCAAUCCUUGUUAUUCCAUUUCCACCACUUUGAUAGCGCUGGUGGUCUAUAUCGUGGUCAACUUCCGGCUUACGUUUCCGUGGUCGACUCCCGCCUCUCCUUACGACGACCUCCACUCUUAUAGGUUGCCUGGUGUAAAGCAGGUUUUGAUAGCAUAAAAGGCCAAAAAUGGCGACUCAGCAAGAAGGAGAAGGAUCUCAGGAAACCACAAGUACUCCACCAGCUACCUUAUUGGAACUGGUGCAGGAACGAUAUCAGAAAAUGAAGGAGCAUGCUGAAACUUAUCCUUAUGUGUGGGCAUCCUAUACACUUGUUUAUGGUGGUUUGGCACUUUGGACAAUGUAUAGAUGGAGAAAACUUCGGAAAACUGAGGACAGAGUGCGAGCUCUUCAAGAGAGACUCCGCAAGCUUGUUGAAAAUGAGGAAUCAGGAAAGUCUGCUACAUCUGUUAGAAAGGCUCCUACAUCUGCUGAUAAAACGCCCAAGUAGUUAUAUGCUUAAGUUUAGUUUCUUUUCCAAUUACAUUCAGAAUGGGAAUGCAUUACCAAGGAUUCUGUCAUGUUGGAUUUCAAUUGCAAUUCUUUUAAAACACAAUCCCCUACAGUGGAAGGCUGAAUUUUAUUUAUCUAUGAUGACAGAUA